Messenger RNA from Cutaneotrichosporon oleaginosum, 886 nucleotides. RefSeq lists its product as uncharacterized. NCBI's taxonomy places the organism in Eukaryota, Fungi, Basidiomycota, Tremellomycetes, Trichosporonales, Trichosporonaceae. Gene Ontology annotation, molecular function: oxidoreductase activity. The record is from RefSeq and is a predicted model, not a curated record.
ACUUGCUCAGUCAUCACCCAUCCAUCACUCGUCGUCCUCUUCAUCAACCUCGUCAUCCUUGUCAUCCUUGUCCUCCCCCUCGCAGUACAUAUAUUCCUCACCGUCUUACUUCUCACUACCCACCCACCCACUACCCACCCAUCACCAUGUCCAAACUCGCCCGCACCCUCAAAGUCGACAUCACCUCAGACACCGUCUGCCCCUUCUGCCUCCUCGGCAUCACCCAGUUCGAGGCUGCUAUCGCCAAGUGGAACAAGACCCACCCAGACAACAAGAUCAAGCUCGACGCUCGCCUUCUUCCCUACCAGCUGCGGCCACAGAUGUCUGAGGAGCCGCAGGAUCUUGGCGCAUGGAGUGCAGCCAACUUUGGCGGGCCGGAGAGGGCAAAGGCCAUGCGUACUCGCCUGGCCGAGGCCUACAAGCAGGCUGGUCUCGAGCUUGCACCCUCUGCCAAGGUAGCCAACACAAACGCUGCUCACCGCCUGGAGACGCUGGCCGACACCAAGGGGCGCGCGGUCAACUACGCCGUGGGCAAAGACAUCAUGCGCGCGUAUCAGCUCCACGGUACGGCGCCGAACGACCCAGCGAUGCUGGCCAAGAUUGGCACGCAGCACGGACUCUUCGAGACCGAGGCCCAAGGCAAGGAGUGGCUCGCCUCGGAUGCGCUCAACAAGGAGACGCAGCGGGGCUACUUGAACGCACGCGCCGACGGGAUCACGGGCGUACCGUUCUUUGUCUUUGAUGACAAGUACGCCAGCUCGGGCGCUGUGGGCGAGGACGCGUUUUACAACGUGAUUGAGCAGGUAGUAUCGCCAUAGAUUAGAAGCCUGCUAGCUGCUAGCUGCUAGCUGCUGGCCUGAGGGCGAUGUAUUGCAUUGAGACUUGA